GACCUUCCAGAGCGGGUUAGAGGAGUGGGGGAGGGGUGGAGAAGCACGCGGCGGUGGUGCUUUGGGAGACAGCUUGGCGGGCAGGUAGACCUGUGGCUUUUGCAGGCCGGGGGGUAGGGGCUUCCCUCUGCUGAGCAGCUUUGCCAGGAGGGGACCAGGACGACUAAGCUGCAGGCGGUGGCCGCCUCCCCCAGCCCUGACGUGACCCCGCGUUUCCUAUUCAGCUUUUACCCCUCCGCGAAAACUACCCCCCCCCAACUAUAGGCCGGUGAACGCCCAGGACUCCCCAAACACGGAACCUCUAGAGUAGGAACUGAUAAGCGCGUGGCUUUGGCGUGGGAUGGGCAAACCAAAGUCCUCCGGGGGUGGCGCAUCGCCGCCCCCGUUCCCCGUUUGUCACUCCCUCUCCCUCUCGGCUCCCGCACCCGCCCCGCGCGCGGCUGGAACUUUCUCCCGCUGGGCGUCCGGGUCCUCGCGGCCCUAGGAGCCGGCUCCCGCCCGGAUCGAAGCACAACUCCAGGCCGAGGCGAGGGCUAGAGCGAGGAGAAGCGGGUGCGCGCCGCUUGAGACGCGGUCCCGGCCAGCGCCAGCCCCGUCGCCGGUCGCCGCGCCGCCCGGCGAGCCCCGCCCGGCCCGCGAGGCCAGCAGCAUGCGGAGGAACCAUCGUACGUGGCCAUCUGUGACUUCAAGGGAGCUGGGAAGAGUAUAUUGAACAAGACGUAUCAGUGUCCUGAAUAAAAUCGAGACGAUGUUAAUGAGAAAAGAGGGAAUAAAGGUAGAACGGCAUGACAUGAAUACCCUCAGCCUACCCCUGAACAUACGCCGAGGGGGGUCAGACACCAACCUCAACUUCGAUGUCCCAGAUGGCAUCCUGGACUUCCACAAGGUCAAACUCAAUGCUGACAGCCUGAAACAGAAAAUCUUAAAGGUAACCGAGCAGAUAAAAAUCGAGCAGACAUCCCGAGACGGGAACGUGGCCGAGUACUUGAAACUGGUCAGCAGCGCAGACAAGCAGCAGGCCGGGCGCAUCAAGCAGGUCUUUGAGAAGAAGAACCAGAAGUCAGCCCACUCGAUUGCCCAGCUGCAGAAGAAGCUGGAACAGUACCACAGGAAGCUCCGGGAGAUUGAACAGAACGGCGCCUCCAGAAGCUCAAAGGACAUUUCUAAAGACAGCCUGAAGGAAAUACACCACUCUCUGAAGGAUGCCCAAGUGAAAUCUCGAACUGCGCCCCACUGCCUGGAGAGCAGUAAAUCGAGCAUGCCAGGGGUAUCCCUCACGCCCCCCGUGUUUGUCUUCAAUAAGUCCAGAGAGUUUGCCAACUUGAUCCGGAAUAAGUUUGGCAGUGCUGACAACAUCGCUCACUUGAAGAAUUCCCUGGAAGAGUUCAGGCCUGAGGCCAGCCCCAGGGCUUACGGGGGCAGCGCGACCACUGUGAACAAGCCCAAGUACGGCAGCGAUGACGAGUGUUCUAGUGGCACGUCAGGCUCGGCUGACAGCAACGGGAACCAGUCCUUUGGGGCUGGCGCGGCCAGCACGAUGGACAGCCAGGGGAAGCUUGCCGUGAUCCUAGAGGAACUGAGGGAGAUCAAGGAUACCCAGGUCCAGCUGGCAGAGGACAUCGAGGCACUGAAGGUGCAGUUUAAGAGAGAAUAUGGCUUUAUCUCUCAGACUCUGCAGGAGGAGAGGUACAGGUAUGAGCGACUUGAAGACCAGCUUCAUGACCUGACAGAGCUGCACCAGCACGAGACUGCCAACCUAAAGCAGGAGCUAGCCAGCGCCGAGGAGAAGGUGGCCUACCAGGCCUAUGAACGCUCAAGGGACAUCCAGGAAGCCUUGGAAUCUUGCCAGACGCGCAUCUCCAAGCUGGAGCUGCAUCAGCAGGAGCAGCAGACGCUGCAGACAGAUGCCGUGAACGCCAAGGUGCUGCUGGGGAAAUGCAUCAACGUGGUUCUGGCCUUCAUGACCGUCAUCCUGGUGUGCGUGUCCACCCUCGCCAAGUUUGUCUCACCCAUGAUGAAGAGUCGCUUCCACAUCCUCGGCACCUUCUUCGCUGUGACUCUUCUGGCAAUAUUUUGUAAAAACUGGGACCAUAUCUUGUGUGCCAUAGAAAGAAUAAUAAUCCCAAGAUGAGCCACCAGUUCCUGCCUUCACAUUCUCUCAAGUUUUUAUUUUGAAGAGAACUCUGUGCAUACUACCAAAUUUCUGAAUGAACGGCUGUGCCAAAGAUGGCGACAAGGACUGGAGCUGUGCGGUGUAAAUAAUUAGAGCCUCUUAACCCGGUAGCAGUUGCCGACGCGGUCCCUGUUCGUGGUUUAACCGUGAAACUGUCCCAGAGUUCUCCCCACAUUGCUCACUGCCUUAAUUAAUCAGAGCAGAUCUCCAGCCCGCCUGGCGAGCUCAGCACCCUAAAGCCCUGUUCACUGAGCACUUGGCAUAAUGACCCAGAGGGAAGGAGCCUCCCGCCACUUCCCAUGAAUCUCUGUCACGUUGAGCUUCAUGUUUGCCAACAGCCGUGUUCUGAGUCCCAGGAACAGCAGGGAUAUGUCAGGAUCCGGGGAAGCGAGCAAAGGCAGGUGACUGGCAGUGGUGAGCUCCUGGGAGUCUGUGGAGGCUCAGUGUCUCUCUGAUCUCUCCCUCUUGUCCACGGGCGGCCCAGUGUUCACAUUGGCCAAUCGUGUCUUGUCGCUGUAACUUGGAAAUCUUCCUGCUCAUCCAGCAGAGGUCUGCCUAACCAGUAGAAUCAUACUUGACACUGUAGACACGAGGCUUUGCAGACGGGCUUUCGUCCUCUUCCGCCCAGGGCCCCACGCGCCUGAUUUCAUCUUCCCUGGUCAGCAGCACCGCACCCUGAGGGCAGGCAGGUUUUGUCAUCUGUAGCUUUGGGAAUGUGGGGUCCUGCGAGCAUCCCCGGGGAGGCCUGUGCUCUGGCAAUGGUUAAACCGUGAUAAAUCCCCUCAAAGGGCGGCAUGCACUUUCUGUGAUUCGCUUUGCUCACAGGUCUGCAGAGAUCAAAUUGAAAAGCUUGUACAAGAAAUGAAAACAAAUGACACUCGUGUCACCCGGGUUCUAUUUUUCUCAAAGACAGCAAAAUCAAACUUUGUAAAGCGUGUGUGUGCCGAGGCAGGACACUGGAGGACUAUGAGGGAUGGGAAGUCUUGCUUUAAUUGGAUGGUGGCUAGAUUAGUGCGAGCCCUUCACCCAGCUGAGAUCAGGAGCGCCCGCUUAACGGCGAGAAGGGCAGCAAGAAUGAGAUAAGUCCAGCGUUGAAGCUGGGUUGCUGCCGUCUGUCUCAUAGGUACAUAUGCGCUAAGAGGACAUGGGGUAAACAUGGCUAGUGAGCAGGAAUAGUGCAAGGGCUGUCAUAUUUGAUGGCUGCCGUUUAAUUGGCAAAUCCGGUUUUCUGUGUACACCACUAAGGGGAGAGAGCAGAUACUGCCACCUACCCCCUGGUCCUCCCAGCCCAGCUGCUGAAGGCCUAAAGAUAUUCUUAAAUACCUUCUUCCAGAAGACACUCUUCUUAGAUUUAAGUAUCCUCACUUGCAAAUGGCUGUCCUUAGGGACAUUCUCCGGGGGGUUGACGGGUGACAGCGCAUGGCAGUUUAGCACAAGUCCAGCUCAUGUGAAUGGGACCCACACAACUCCAACUUUUCCCCCACACUCCCAGUUUCUAAGUCAGUAAUUCAGUAAUUCUAGUGAAGUCACAGAGUGUUUAACCAUCACCCCUGGCCAAAUCCUAAUUAACAGAACUUCAUGAAAAGCAAAGGAUUUUGAAGUCAGGGAUGGGGGAGCUCCCAGCCCACUCCAUCCAUGGCUUUGUCUCCACACAGGACACAGAUGGGGGUUUCUAGUCCAAGUGGGGAGGAAGGGAAAACCACAGCCUUCCCUUAUUCUUGUAUUUUAAUGCCAUCUCCCUUACCUGUAGGCAUCAGACGCCAUCUGCCUACACCUUGGAGCAAGCUGGGCCCUGCUUCAGGUGUGGAAUGGCCUCCCAUGCUUAUUUGUGAAUAUUUCCAAGUGGCACUCAGAACAUGCCAGGACCUGGCAUGCCCCUGAAUGCUGCCGGCAGUUUACAGAGUUCAUGUGAAUGCAGCCUGGGAGGCCCAGUUAGGGCUCCAGGAGAACCUAGGAAGAGGCAUUUCUGUCCUUAUCCCAGCAUAGACCUACCCCCACCCCUGCACAGACUGCUCUUGAUUGACACUCUUCAGACCUGUGACUUGCGUUUCUUCUCUCUGACGACAAAGUAGGGAAGAAAGUCCAAAACAGCAUACUUCACACCUUCUGACCCAGCUUUGGACAGAAUCUGUUAGACACUGGCACCAUUCUGAACUAAUGGAGUUGGGGGCACCCAAAUCACUAUGAAUCCCUUCUGAAGAACUCUGAUUCCCAUCUAUUGCCAUUAAAUGUCAAAUCAGCUUCUUUGCCUGUGUAUGCGCAGCCCAUGUGGCAUACAUGUUUCAGGCUAAUGGAAAGUUUGUGGAGCGUCUUAUUUUUCAAUAAGAUUGUAUAGUUCAAGGAGACUUUGAUUCCACAGUUCAUUAUUCUCUUAAGGGCUAUAACCCCUCUCUCAUUCUCUUGAACAUGUAACGUACACACUGAAGGAAUGAAUUGUAUAAAUAUAUAAUUAGAGAUACCUGGGCAGACCCUGGAAUUGGAACUGAGUCACAGUGGUGUCAGCCCGUCUUGUUUUGCACUUUACAUUGGGAGUAAAUAUCCCCUGUGGAUUCCUCCUGGUGAAAACCAGUUGUGGGUGAAGUAGGUGAGUUGGUGAGGAAUUCUAGAUGCUGGUCUCUGGCUCUUAGAUGACAUUAUGAUGAUCAGUCACCAGGAUAGUGACCCCUGAGGACAGAACAGAACUUGAAAAUAUUAAGAAUAGUAAAUAUUAAAAACAUUCAUCAGCUCGUAUUUUAUAUAUGAUUAAGCUGGAACAAAAACUCCACCCCUCAAAAAAAAAAAAAAAGCAGCCACCCACAGUGAAUCCAUAACCGAAAGUGCGCCGGCUGAUUUUGGACUGUGAACACAGGAUUCUCCAUCUCAAGAUCCAGGCUUGUGGCUUAGUCGUUUCCAGGUUCUCGUCAGCUGGCGCUCAUCCACACUAAGGCCCUGUCACUCUUGUUUUUGUUUAAGCUUUGCCCUCUGUGUGCUCUCUAACAUAGCAGGCUUAAUUACAGGGUGGAAUGUGGUGAGGGAGCUAGUCUCCCAGCCCCCAGCAACUAAUUACUUUGGUUCUUUUGGGUUGAAUGUUAAAUACCAAAUUAUCUGUGUGUGUUAAAUGGGAAUGUAUAGUGGUUUUGUUGUUUUUGUUGUUUCAUUUUCGGUGUUGAAUCCAGAUCUAAUUGUCUGGGUUUGGAAAAGCACAUAUACUUAUUGAUAAGGAAAUGUGUGAUUAAACAACCUAUUUUGCAUGUUUUCUUAAUUCUGACCUUCGGCUGGGGUUUAUUUGGAGAGAUGGUUCAAAGUUAGCAGGUAACUUUUAAGGGGUCUAAAAAGACCAAUCACAGAAAACAGUUAGAUUGGCCUGUUUGUAUCAAAAAUAGAUCAAGAGCUUUAAAAAAAAGGUGUGUCAUUAAUGGGAAUUGAGUAACUUGUUAGAAGUAAAGCCAAAAUCUAAUUUUCUGCCAUGGAUGCAGGUCUGUGCUUAAAGAGGCCGGAAGUGACGUGACACCUUGGAGGUCUGACGGUGGUUUACAUGUUGCAGUUCUCAUAGAUCUCAAGCAUGUCUACUGUGUUUGUCCUAAAAGAAACAUUUCAACUAAUCAUGCUGGUGUUUUAGAUGCGCCGGGGCAGUAGUGGCAUCCCUGACUGUAACGUCAGGAAUGCUGAUCGCAGCCUCUGUUGCAGAAUUCCCAUCUUGUGGGAUGCUACAUAGUUUUCUGUAUCUGCCUAAAAUUGUAAUUUCUCUGUAGAUCUUCCCCCAUGGUGGUGUCAUCAACGAAUUCAAAGCAGGUGCCAUUAUUUUUUAAACACUUGAUGUUUGCUUUGGUGUUAAAUAAAAGAACUAGAUUUCUAAAAUUUU
Molecule: messenger RNA, 6014 nt
Organism: Meriones unguiculatus (Mongolian gerbil)
Lineage: Eukaryota; Metazoa; Chordata; Mammalia; Rodentia; Muridae
Gene: Tmcc3
Product: transmembrane and coiled-coil domain family 3
Exons: 5
Coding region: 749-2131 (460 amino acids)
Cellular component (GO): endomembrane system
Source: RefSeq, a predicted model, not a curated record